Trypanosoma brucei brucei TREU927 is the source of this 810-nucleotide messenger RNA. RefSeq lists its product as hypothetical. Gene Ontology annotation, biological process: tetrahydrobiopterin biosynthetic process. The record is from RefSeq and is a predicted model, not a curated record. The transcript has a single exon. NCBI's taxonomy places the organism in Eukaryota, Euglenozoa, Kinetoplastea, Trypanosomatida, Trypanosomatidae. Bases 1 to 810 code for a protein of 269 amino acids. Gene Ontology annotation, molecular function: 4-alpha-hydroxytetrahydrobiopterin dehydratase activity.
AUGAAUGUGCUAACAUCUCACACUCAUUUGCACAUGCGCCGCUCCUGUUGUAUGGCGACUGCGCGCGGAUGUUUGGGAAAUAUCCGCACAAGUGAUGUUUCCACACGCCGUUGCAAAGGGGAUUAUGGUUUUAACAUUUUUCACAACUCCAACCCUCAGCAUGGGGCCUCUUACGCCCGUCAUGAGCGGAGGAUGCGGGAAGAUGAAGUGGAGGAUUUUCUGAAAAGCGUGAAAGGUUGGGUGCCGGUGGAUGAAUGUUUUCCGUGUGUUGAUGCCGAUGCCGAUGCUGAAGGAGCUGAUGCUCGAAAAGAAGAAAAAGAAGAAAUGGGUCCCGCCCCACUGACCAUUUUUACCGGUGAGGGGGCGCUAAAGCGCGAUUUUGAUUUCGCUAAUUUUCGCGACGCGUAUCUUUUCAUGGGCCGUCUGUGGGCCUUUUGUUACGGAAGCGACAAGUACCCAAACGUAACUUGGGAAGGGACGAGGAUAACGGUAUAUAUUUAUUCGCCAUCUUUCCGGGGUCUCAGUAAACGUGAGGCUCGUCUCGCCGCCUUUUUGAACGAUCAAUACAACAUGUUUAAGAAAAGCAAACGGCAACAAAAGGUAAUCAUUGAUGGAGUGGUUAAACGUUCCGUAAUUGAGGAUAUGAUGGGUGAAUGUGUGGCGGAAGCGUUGAAGCGUCGCGAGGAGGAACGCCAGAAGCCACUCGCGGAAACUGUAGAGGGCAUAGCAACUUCAUGGGAAGCUGUUCUUUCAAAAGACGGUAAUAACAAUAAUAAUGACGGAACUCCUUCUUCUUGCACAUCCCCGUAA